Messenger RNA from Hypanus sabinus (Atlantic stingray), 3255 nucleotides. It is a transcript of the gene ythdc1, whose product is annotated as YTH N6-methyladenosine RNA binding protein C1. The record is from RefSeq and is a predicted model, not a curated record. Gene Ontology annotation, molecular function: N6-methyladenosine-containing RNA reader activity; mRNA binding. Bases 244 to 2421 code for a protein of 725 amino acids. The transcript has 17 exons. Gene Ontology annotation, cellular component: nucleoplasm. Lineage: Eukaryota; Metazoa; Chordata; Chondrichthyes; Myliobatiformes; Dasyatidae. Gene Ontology annotation, biological process: mRNA splicing, via spliceosome; regulation of alternative mRNA splicing, via spliceosome.
UGUGACGCAGAUUGUGAGACCAGGGCGGCCGCUUUGCUCGGCGUCGCCAUUUUGUGAGGAGCGAACGGUCAUCUGGACUGGCUGCCACUUCCAGUGUGGUACAGGAUUCCGCUCCACUGACUAAGUGGUGCUGAACCUGCCCGACUGUACCCCAGCCUGAGAUUCCAUACCUCACCCAGCGGACAGCAACGAGGACCCAGGCGGGACCUACCGGGCAGGGGCCCGUCUCAGCACAGGGUAUCGAUGGCGGCUGAUAGCCGUGACGACAAAGAUGGUGAAGUCAAUGUUUUGGAUGAUAUCUUGACAGAAGCGCCUGAUCAAGAUGAUGAGCUUUAUAAUCCUGAGAGUGAACAAGACGUUAGUGAGAAGAAAGCAUCAAAAAGAAAAAGUGAAAAGGAGAGGGCUGACAGUGGUGAUGGGAAAAGGCAGAAAUCUUCAAGCCAUUCAGCACGACAAGUUAGCAAAAGAUCUUCCUGCCCUUCUGCAGGAGACAACAUAAAGGCUUCCCUUUCAAAAGGUAGACAUCUGCCAGCCUUUAAGAAGGAUGAAUAUCUGCGAUAUGAACGAAGCAAAACUGCAAGCAGUGAUAGAAAGAACCUUGCUCAGGGUUCUCGGGAGUCGCUGAAAGACCGAACAGAUAAAGGGGGUAGCAGAAGAAGAGAGUCUGACAGGAAAACCAAAUCAGCAACUCCCGAUGAGUCAGAAAGUUACAGCAUGAAGGCUUUGAGGAAUAUCGAAGAGGGUGUUAAAAUGCAUCGAUCAGGCCAUUCUUCUAAGGAGGAGACUCAUUCUGAUUAUCAGUCAGAAGUUGAGAUUGAUUCUGAUGGCAAUGCUUCUUCUGAAGACCAUGACAAUCAAGAUGAAGCUGUAGAUGAGAUUAGAGCCGAAGAUGAUCCUGAGGAAGAGAAGGAGGGAGAGGAGGAGGAGGAAGUAGAAGAAGAAUAUGAGCAGGAUAUGUGUGAACAAGAUGAUUUCAGAGAAAGAGAUCCCAGAGAAGGCAAGGAGGAAGGCCAUGAGCAGGAUUAUGAUACAAGGAGUGAAGCCAGUGACUCUCAGUCAGAAUCUGCCUCAUUUUCUGAAGGAGAGUCUGCCACCAGAUCUGCUUCUCUUUCUGAUGCGUCAGACAAUGAGACAGAUAAAAAGGAGAAGAAAAAGCGAUCUAGAGACAUUUCUCCAAUUGUAUUUGAUAGGAGUGAAAGUUCAGCAUCCGAUUCAUAUGCAGGAUCUGAGAAGAAACAUGAGAAGCUGUCAUCAUCUGUGCGUGCAGUACGUAAAGAUCAAACUAGUAAACUGAAGUAUGUUCUUCGAGAUGCACGAUUUUUCCUCAUAAAAAGCAAUAACCAUGAGAAUGUAUCUCUGGCAAAGGCUAAGGGUGUGUGGUCAACAUUGCCAGUAAAUGAGAAGAAGCUGAACACUGCAUUCCGAGAUGCUCGGAGUGUUAUACUGAUAUUCUCUGUUCGAGAGAGUGGAAAAUUCCAGGGAUUUGCUAGACUUUCAUCGGAAUCUCACCAUGGAGGCUCUCCAAUACACUGGGUGCUGCCAGCUGGGAUGAAUGCAAAAAUGUUGGGUGGUGUCUUUAAAAUUGACUGGAUUUGCAGACGCGAGUUGCCAUUUACAAAAACAGGGCAUCUUGUCAAUCUUUGGAAUGAGAAUAAACCAGUCAAAAUUGGACGGGAUGGGCAGGAAAUUGAACCUGAGUGUGGCACACAGCUUUGUCUCCUUUUCCCACCGGAUGAAAGCAUUGACUUGUAUCAAUUCAUUCAUAAAAUGCGGCACAAGAAAAGAGUGCAUUCUCAGCCACGAUCAAGGGGGCGACCUCCUCGCCGCGAUCCUGUCCGGGAAGUGGGAAGGCGUCGACCAGAAGAUUUUGACUCAUAUAACACCAGAAAGAGACCAAGGAUUGACUACCCACCAGAAUUCUCACAAAGAACAGGGUACAUGAAGGAUCCACGGUACCAAGAAGUAGAGAGGCGAUUUUCCGGCAUUAGACGUGAUGUGUUUUUAAAUGGAUCCUACAAUGAUUAUAUGAGGGAAUUUCAUCACAGCAUUGGUCCACCUCCACCUUGGCAGGGAAUGCCACCUUAUCCUGGUAUGGAACAGCCUCCUCAUCAUCCUUAUUACCAGCAUCAUCCCCCACCACCUCAGGCACACCCACCUUAUUCUGGACAUCAUCCAGUCCCACAUGAAGCCAGAUACAGAGACAAGAGAGUGCAUGACUAUGAUAUGAGAGUAGAUGAUUUCCUUCGUCGCACACAAGCAGUGGUUACCAAUCGGCGGAGUAGACCACGGGAAAGAGAAAGAGAACGUGAACGAUCUCGAGACAUCAGAAGAGACAGAGACCGUGAUCGAGGUAGAGAGCGUGAAAGGGAAAGGAUGAGGGAGAGAGACAGAGAGAAGGAACGAGGAAGAUAUAGGCGAUAGCUCAAUCGCUGAAGCACUCAUUUUUUGUUUACGGUGGCUGGAAGAUGUUUGGAUCUGUUCAUUUUUUAUUUUUUAAGUUAAAUUACAUAUUCGGAUUUACUCUGAUCUUUGUCUAUUGCUUUCAUGCAUGUGGGACUAUAUCAACUGAAUUUUGAUCUCAGAAGCACAGGUUUUUCUAGAGCUUUAUUUCGGGGGAAGGAUAGUUUUCUGGAUACUGCCAUCUGUGAAUGUCAAUGUCUAAUCAGUAAUAUUUCCCCUCUGUUCAGUUGAAAGCUGUAAGAAGAAAUCUGCAUUUGGCAUAGACUUUGUAUGUAGUUGCACAUGGAUUAAUGAAAAAAUUGCUGCUAUAAGUAUGCAACUUAAAUAUAAUGGGCUAAUUGUGUGACCUAAUGUUGUAGCAAAUAACAUUUUUAAAAACUCCAUUUUGAUUUCAAUUUUUUCAGUGUUAAUGAUGAAAGCAAUAUUCCAAAACAUACUUGCAAUCCAGUUUUAACUUUUUUUUAUAGAAAUCCCUUGCUUAAUAGCAUUUAAUUGAUGCUAAAGUUUAUUAUUUUUCUCCCAAAUUUAAAAAAAAAGCACGCAGUGGCCUGGAUUUACUGUAAGUUUAGAAUAGAAAUUGUUACAUUGCCUUUAACUGCAAACCUUUUGUACAAAAUAAAUGAGAGAAAUAAUGACUUUCAGCGUGUUUCGCUUUAUUACAUUAACUGGUGUUGAAGGUGAUUCCUCCCUUUGUACUUUCUGAUGUAAAGUAAAAAUUCAGAUAAUGUCAUUUGGUAUGAAACUUUCAUGUAGAUAGUCUGGACCAAGCCUCAAUUAAUAAAUUGUUAAAUAUCA